Molecule: messenger RNA, 2032 nt
Organism: Paramecium sonneborni
Lineage: Eukaryota; Ciliophora; Oligohymenophorea; Peniculida; Parameciidae
Source: the annotation of a GenBank genome assembly
AAAUUAUUUAAAAAUUUAUUCAACACUAUUAUGAAUCAACAACAGCAAGUUUAAUUACCUUUUACAUAUUAAUCAGUCUAACAAUAAUAAUAAGUGCAGAAUCUAAUUUAGCCAAAUAACCUAUAAUAAUACUUUCAAUUAUCUGAAUUACAUCAAGAAUUUUCGCCUCCUAAAGUGGCAUGUUAAGCCGCACCCUAAGUCAAGGCAGCAUUUCCACCAUCACAUUCUAAUUAAAAUAGAUUUGGAGUUCCUUUUAAUUCAAAUUAAUCACUAUAAUAAUAUUUUCCACCCUAAAAAUCAAAUUAAACUUAAGUGCCUCUUCUUUUUAUAUCUAAACCAUAUUCUAAAGUAAAUUUUGGAAAGUGUUAAUAAAAUCCGAUUAAUCCUCAAACAAAUCCAUAAAAUUCAUAUAGCAAUUAAAAUUAGUUUGGAUUCCCAAUAACUUAUUAAUAAGCACCAUAAUAACCUGCUUAAAGUCAAUCUAAUUUAAUUGGUAUGGUUGAUCUUCAAUAUGAUAAAAUUAAAUAUGAUGACGAUGAAAUGAUUGUACCUAAAUAAGAAUAAGUUAAAUAAUCUAAUGAAUAUAAUUUAAAUGAGAAAAUUUCUUUUGAAGUCAAGGCUUUAUAUAAAAUGGGUAAAUUACUCAAUACUAAAUCACAAUACUUACCUGGAAUAGUUAGCAUUAAAGCAUAAGAAAAAAUUAUUUCAGAAAAUGAUAAAAAUGGAAGAGUUGGAGUAGAUUUGGUAAUUAUAUUUUUAUAUUCAUUAGAUUUGUUUAAUUGAUAUUAGUGGUAGUAUGAUAGGAAUUAAAAUUGAAAUGGUUAAAUAAUCUUUAAUUAUCUUACUCUAAUUUUUGGGAGAUAAUGAUAGGCUACAAUUAAUUACUUUUGAUAAUGAAGCUCACAAAUUGACUCCCUUGAAGCGAGUGACAUUACAGAAUAAAGAUUAUUUCACUUAAAUUAUUAAAUCUAUUUAAGCUUACGGAGGUAAUCAAAUUUCUGAAGCCACAAAAAUGGCAUUUUAAUAAUUAAAAUAACGAAAAUAUGUUAAUAAUGUAACAUCCAUUUUCUUGCUUUCUGAUGGUGUUGAUUAUACCUUUCCAGCAAUAUAAACUUAAAUAAAAUCAGUAAAUGAAAUUUUUACAUUGCAUACUUUUGGUUUUGGAUAAGAUCAUGAUGCUCCAAUGAUGACAUCAAUUUGUAAUUUAAAAAGUGGAAGUUUUUAUUUUGUCUAAGAUGUUACAUUAUUGGAUGAAUUCUUUGCAGAUGCUUUGGGUGGGCUUAUUUCAGUUGUUGGUGAAAAUUUAGAAAUUAAUAUUUCCUCUUCGGCACCUGCUCCUUAUUAAAAUAUUUAAAUAUCCAAAACUUAUGGGAAUAUGUGGAAUAAAAAAGGAAAUUAAUAUUAAAUCACUUAACCUUAACUAGCUACUGGAUCUAGAAAAGAUUAUGUUUUUGAAUUGUUACUUCCAUAAUUUGAAGCAAAAAUUGAAGAUAGUUAAAGGAAUGUUAAAGUUAUUGAUGCACAAUUAAUUAUUAGAGAUCCUACAAAUGGAAAUGUUAUUAAAAAAUAAGAUAGUCUCACAUUAACUUUUUUUAAUCUUGAUGAAUAAAUUAAUCAGAAUGAAUAAGAUAUCGAUGUCUAUGCUUAAUAUUUUAGAGUAAAAGGAACAGAAGUUAUUGAUCAAGCAAGAAAGGCAUGUGAAUAAAAUAAAAAUGAAGAUGCUUAAAAGCUGAUUGAUAAUAUGUUAAUACAAAUUUAGAAAAAUUAAAAUGUUGCUGCUCAAUGUGGUGGAAUUAUUUAAGAUUUGUAAUAAGCCAAACAAGCAUCAGAAAGAUAAUCAUAUAAUUUAUUUGGAUAAAAAUAAAUGUGUUAAAUGGUUAGUAAUAAUUAUCAACAAUAAGGAGUCAAUUCUAUGUUUUCUGCAUAAGGAUUUCAAGUACAAUAAGUUUAACCAGCUUCCUACCAAAAUAUCUAAUAAUAAGCAAUGAUGGGUUUAGUGCAAUAAUCUAAACAACCUUAUAAAAAAAAUUGA